UAUAUUUUGUCAAAUUUCACGACCUUUUCCAGCCUCCAUCUCUCUUUGAGAUCUCCACAGCUCUCCAUCGUCGUAGUUUUCUCUUCAAGUCAUAGGAAUGAUGGGUUCUUGGAUUUUCUUUGAGAUGGAUGCGGUUUCAAGAAAAAAGAAAAGGCUUAUUUUCCCAUAUUCUUGAUAAAGUGAGCACCAGUUGAAACAGCAUGGUGAAAGCAUACGGACAGGAGCAUGUUUACAAGCACCCAUGGGAGAGGGUAACAUCUGCAUCAUGGCGCAAGUUUUCAGACCCUGAGAACAAGCGAACUCUAUCCCAUAUCGUUGAGGUUGAUACUUUAAACCAUAAGCUGGAUCCUGAAUCUGGGAAGCUUUACACGACUCGUGCCAUUACUGUCCAUGCUCCUGGACCUUGGUUUGUCCGCAAAAUCAUUGGUCAGGAUAUCUGCCACUGUGUCGAAUCAACAGUUGUUGAUGCCCGAACUAAGUCAAUGCAACUUAACACUCGCAACAUCAGUCUCCAGAAGUUCCUAGAAGUGGAGGAGAAGAUCCGCUAUGAUCCUCACCCAGAUAAUCCAAAUGAGUGGACAGUGUGUCGACAGGAGACUAGCAUACGGAUUAAGCCACUGUCAGCACUGGCAUCAAUGGCAGAGAAGGUUGAGCAAAAAUGCGCUGAGAAGUUCAUGCAGAAUAGUGCGAAGGGUCGAGAGGUUAUGGAGAGAAUGUGCAAGUAUCUGGAAGCUGAAUCUAGAGGCAUUGCCAUGUAAUCUGGCUUUCUCAUGAUUUUGAUUUCCCAUUAUUGGCUCAUCAGGCUAUGAAGCCUUUUAGAAUAGAACAUGCCAAGACAUUCUUAGAGUAGCAAAUAACUGAAGUGCCUGUAUAAUACCAUGGGUUAAUCUUGAAUCCUUUAUGGAUGAUGUGCAAAUUUUGUAGUUAAAUUAAGUUUGGAGACGUGUAUGUGCAUAUAUCUUUCA
This is a messenger RNA of Populus euphratica (Euphrates poplar), 965 nucleotides long. Its product is annotated as MSF1-like family protein. Bases 201 to 758 code for a protein of 185 amino acids. Lineage: Eukaryota; Viridiplantae; Streptophyta; Magnoliopsida; Malpighiales; Salicaceae. The record is from RefSeq and is a predicted model, not a curated record. The transcript has 3 exons. Gene Ontology annotation, cellular component: mitochondrial intermembrane space.